AUGACCCAAUCGAUGUCGAGUGAGCAACAGGAAAAGGAGAGGAGGAAGCGAGCCAGUCGCCCAAAGGUGCGCACCGGCUGUGUGACCUGCAAGACCCGACACAAGAAAUGUGACGAAGGCCGCCCAUCUUGCUCCAUGUGCACUAGCUCAGGCAGGAAAUGUCAAUAUAUCGAGACCCCGGACCGUCGCACAAGGGCUGCGCGCAUGGGCGACAAAGUCGUGCGCGUUUCUCGCAACAGUUUACCCUCAGGGGAGACCGGACCAGCUGGAAACUUCCUUGAUGGUCAGCUCGGCCCGACCGCCCACUUAGUGUAUACAGGCCAGGUAGAUUUGACUCCAGAUGAGCGAUGGUAUCUGGACUUUUUUCGGAAAAGUACCUCCUUGCAGUGCGCGGGCUACUUCUACGACGAGUUCUGGCAGCGCUUAGUCCAUCAGGUCAGCGAGGUCCAGCCUGCAGUUUGCCAUGCGGUCAUUGGCAUGGGGUCCCUGAACUAUAGAUUCGUCCAGCUCCGAAAAGGGGAGAGUCAGGGCCCUCUGGAUAGGUCCUUUUCUCUGCAGCAGUGUAACAAAGCCAUUGCGUGUCUCCGACAGAACCUAAUGGACAACCGCCUGGGUCGCUUACGUGUGGAGAUUGCGUUGAUAACCUGCAUCGUCCUGGUUUCCAUCAUCCUGUUCCAAGAGGAUGCCGAGUCAGCUGGUCGUCAUCUGCGAUCCGGUUAUAAGCUGCUGGGAGAAUAUCUGAGAGAUGAUGCCCAUCGAAGUUCGACAAGUCGGGCCGUUGCUCAGGCCUUCGCCGGGAUACAUUUGGUCUGGUCGACCUUUACCAACCCUGACUCAUUCACAGAGAACGAAGACCGGACCUUUCCCUUCUUCGUUCCCAAAGCGCUACCUGAAACUGUGGACAACAUCGAGAAAGCGGGCAAUUUCUUGGUGAUCCUGGCUCGAAUGGUGUUACGCCGUCAUCCACGGGGAUUUAGCGUGGGUCCCGCGAGCUCCGACCUUGGAGGGGAACCCUAUGCGGUAUUAAGUAAACUGCGUGUGUGGAGAAGCCAGAUUAAAGGGUCACUCAUACUUCAUAAUGAUCGUUUGUCGCAGCGCGACCUCGACACACUGACCCUCCUAGAGAUAUGGAGUGAGAUUCUUUACAUCAUCCUCUUUGUGGAGAACGGUCCGCUACCCCGGGAAACAAGAUACGAUGAAUAUUUACCACGAUUCCAGAAGGCUGUUGAAUUGGCUAAGAAACUCCUGGCAUCAGACUCAAGCCAGAAUCCUCUGCCAGCAUUCUCCGUCAAUAUGGGGGUAAUCCCGCCCCUCUUCUUUUGUGUUUUCAAAUGCCGUGACUGGCUGGUUCGGCAGGAGGCGCUACUGUUACUUCGCCAAUGGCAGCGACAGGAAGGAAUUUGGUCCACCUGCGCAACCGCUCUUGUUUUAAAGCGGGUGAUUGAGAUUGAGACAGACGGGCUAACACCCGAAGACCUGAUUCCCGAGGAAUCUCGUAUUGACUCUAUAAAUGUCGAGAUUACUCCAGAUGACCCAAGUCUAUGUCUUCGAUACCGUCGGUCUCAUGGCCAAGAGGUGACUGCCUGGGCUAGUGAAUGGCUACCGUACGAAUCCGCAAAGAAUGGAGAUAUUGGCAUGUGGUAG
Molecule: messenger RNA, 1644 nt
Organism: Penicillium canariense
Lineage: Eukaryota; Fungi; Ascomycota; Eurotiomycetes; Eurotiales; Aspergillaceae
Product: Zn(II)2Cys6 transcription factor domain-containing protein
Exons: 2
Coding region: 1-1644 (547 amino acids)
Biological process (GO): regulation of DNA-templated transcription
Molecular function (GO): zinc ion binding; DNA-binding transcription factor activity, RNA polymerase II-specific
Source: RefSeq, a predicted model, not a curated record